AUGGUCGCGCAGAAGAGGAGGUAUCUGCUUUUCGAGGUGCUUUACGGCGCGAAGCCCUCGCGGGCUGCCCCUGUCGACGAACUGGCCUCGGAGAUUAAGGAGGCCUUCGUUUCCCACUGGGGCGUAUUGGCUGAGGGCCAGGGCAACUUGCGGCUACUCUACUGGAGUCCUGCGAUUCACCUGGGCGUGGUCCGCUGUGCUACACACCUUGCGAGCCAACUUCGUGCCUCUCUGACGAUGAUGACCCUCCUGGGAGGUGUGCCCGUGCAGGUUUCUGUUCACCUGCUGACAGGAGAAGUGCAAAAUGCGCUUCGAUGCGGCAGAGAGCUGCUGCAUAGGUGGCAGCGGGCGGCGCUGGAGCGUGCUGGACCGGCCGAGCAAGCUGCCGUUCGCCAGGGCUUCGAGACAGAGCUCCGCUUGCUGUCCGAGGUGAAGUCCAGCCACGUGGCCGCCUUCGGCCGAGUUACGCUUGUUCCCGAUCGUGAGAUCCUCCAGCUUCCGGCACGAGCAUACCUGGUCUGCAGCGAUGCGGUGAGGGCUUCACGUUCCCCGUGUGUCGGGGAUAUGAAGCCGCGGACGCCGGGAAGUUCAGAGCGCCUUGAGCGCCGUCUGGAGGCAGAAAAGAAGAAGAAAGCCCUGGCCAAAGCCGCAAAUGGCUCUUCGGAGCCUUUUCCGGCCGCGGCGCCUCCGGCGCCUGUGGCGCUCAGGCGCCGGGCCUCCCUGGCCCUGCGUCAGGUGAUUGUGAGUGGGACGGAGACAGCGCUGAAGGUGAGGACCGGAGGCUUAGUUCAGGAUUUCUUGCGCAGAGAUGAGGAAGCAGGCAGACUUCUCGGUGACGAUUCCAAUCGCUGCUUAAUUGAUUCCUCGGGAAGCGAGGAUGAUGCGGGGAAGGAUGCAUCAACCUCGAGCGGGAAGGAUCGGAGGCAAGGCAUCUUCGCCGACCGUUCCUUCUGGCGCCGGGCCAGGCAGAUCGCAUGUUUCGAGUACACUUGCGAGCGGCUCCGGAACAACGUGAACACCUUCUGGAAGGAGCGGCUAGCAGAUGCCAUUGAUGGGCGCGAACGUGCCCGUGCACAGGCAAAAGAGAUUUAUUUGGUUGUGUGCCGUCUCCGUGGCCUUGAGGAGGCUGUGAACCGACAGUGCGAGUUGUUGGCCUUCCGGCAUGCCCUGCGUGACCGCCGAGAGGCGGAGGCCGCGCUGACAACGAAGCUCCACAGGCAGUUCCGUGCUGGCGACAAUGGGCCGCAUGCCUUCUGGAGCAUCUACCACAAGGAAGACAGCAAGUGGAUGCUUCCCGCACCGUCCUCCAUUACGGGCAAGCAGGAACAGAAGGAGCCCUACAAGCCAGCCUACAACAGGCAGCUUCCCGAUGCCAAGCUCGUUGCAAACCCCGGAGCCAUCCAGGAGUCAGAGCCUUCCAGCCACGGCCACGCCUCUCUCAACUCGAAGCGCUCCCAGGCAGCGCGCAAAGUCAUUCAGCAUCGGCGGGACAUCCAUCAAAAGCGCCUCCCAGCCGUGACUGAGGUGUCGUCCAAGCCGCGGCGGCCAUCCCUUCCCGAGGUGGAUCACUUCGACUUGGAGUCGCGCCCAGGUACUCGUCAGGAGCGAGGAUACUUUGACCUUGGCCGGUUUCUUGAACCCACCCGUCGAGCGAAGCGUCCCAAGGGCUUGCGUCCAGAGAGCCGAUCCGUACCGGCGCUGCCACAGCUGGGGAGUCGUGAGCGCGGCAGGCACGGUGGAAGCAAAGGUGGCAUGGGCGAGACGAUGGGCUCAACGACCUCUUCGGGCUCUAGCUGGUGGAAUCCAAACGCAGAUGCCAAGCCGCGACGGAGUGUCAUGGCGCCCGUGCUGGAGGAGUCUGCCAUGAGCGUAUCCAGGUCACUCCCAGAUCUCGCCCGGCCAGCGCUGAGAAUGCCGCCCUUCUCCCUCGAGGCAGUGGCGGAGCCCUUCAUGCAGCCUUGGCAGUCCGAGGUUCGCACGCAGACUGGAACGCGAGAGCCCGAGGCAGAGGAAGAUUCUGCCACGAUGCACUACAUCCGCGUUUGCAAUGCAACCGGCGUUGUGCCUACCGCUGCGGUGCUGGACAUGGUGCGCAGCCAUGCCAUCAGCAGCGGAAGCGAAUUCUUGUUGGAUGAUGAGCUGCUGGCCAUGUCGACAAUGAUCCGCUAUUUGGACAGAAUCAAAGAAGUAGGCCUGGCGGGAAGCACCCAGCUCAGCGAUGCUGUCCUCAACACCUUUUUGCAGAAGCUGUUCGGUCGACCGGCCAUGGAUUCGCUGGAGAAGCUGGACCUUGCACGCUGCCGCGGCGCAGGUCCGAGGGCGAUGGCCACCAUCGUUGGCUUGCUCGGGGAGAGUAGUGGCCUCUUCAAGCUGAGACACCUGGACGUCAGCGGCAUCAAGAUCUCAAGCAACACAUUGACAUCACUCUGCAGCGCUGUGCAUCUGCAUCCGGCCAUCAGAUGUCUCCGGCUUCAAGAUACAGGCCUUGGCCACCAUCCUGCAGCCGCGAGCUGCUUGCAGGAUGUGCUCAAUGCACCGGCGCUGGAGGUCCUGGGCCUCGGUUGGAACAGCUUCUCUGAAGAAGCGCUGCGGUCGCUGGGUGACAUGCUCGCCAGCCACAAGCGACUACGCGAGCUCCACCUUCCAAAUUGUGACUGCCGUGCGCGGGUGGUCUCCCAGCCCUCCAUGCACAUCUUCCUUGAAGGUUUGGGACGGAAUAGCAGCCUCACCAUGCUGGAUCUCUCCAUGAACCGGCUGACAUCGAUAAGCGCACUGGUCCUGGAGGACUCCUUGGCUAAGCACACCAAGUUGCAGGAGCUGUUCGUGGGACAGAACCCCUUUGGCGUGCAUGGAUUGAGGUGCCUCUUUCGCCUGCUGGGACAACCUACCUGUGGCCUUAAAAUGCUCGAUGCCGUCGGAUGCCAAGGUACCAGUGACGAGAGCCGCUUUGCAGAGGGCCACUGUGGCUACCGGGCGAGCGAGCCCUCAGGGCACUACAAGCUGGAUCUGACUCUCUGCCAUGGCAGGCGCACGCAAAUCGUCGGGUAG
Molecule: messenger RNA, 3048 nt
Organism: Symbiodinium necroappetens
Lineage: Eukaryota; Dinophyceae; Suessiales; Symbiodiniaceae
Source: the annotation of a GenBank genome assembly